This is a messenger RNA of Rhipicephalus microplus (southern cattle tick), 483 nucleotides long. RefSeq lists its product as uncharacterized. The record is from RefSeq and is a predicted model, not a curated record. Lineage: Eukaryota; Metazoa; Arthropoda; Arachnida; Ixodida; Ixodidae.
UUGCGUUACCUGCCCAAGUCAUGAACUCUCUGGUGAGCCUCGCGAUCGUCUGCUUGGCGCUAUUGGCGUGCGUGUCAGCCGGUGGUGUUGGUCUCGGCUACGGCGGUGGGGGCCUCGGCUACGGCGGUGGGGGCCUUGGCGUCGGCAGCAGCGUGGUGUUGCUCAGAGGUGGUCCUGGAUUCGCCAAAGCUGUCGCCGGGCCGACCUUCCUCGUUAGCACGGUGCACCACGUCAGCAACGUGCACGGUGGCGGAGCAAUCGUCGCACAUAGUGGACUUGGUGGUUAUGGAGGAGGAUACGGCCUUGGCCACGGUAUCAAAUGGUAGUGGACAGCCUGCUCACAUAAACAGGGAAAUCACUGAAUUACUGCUCAGAAGUUAAAGGCUUAAUUGGUUGCGCUCGACGCAAACAUCAUGACCUGACCUUGCAAUAAACCAUAUUACCAAGCUUUACUGAGUGAUGUAAAUAAAGUGUUUCGAUGUG